UUGGUGUGUAAAUGCAGGGCUGCUGGUCAGUUUCUCCGUACACCUCGUAUCUCCCUCGGGAUCUCACUCUGUUGAAUCAGCUGAGGAGCCACUGAGAGAUUUAUUGCAGUCAUCACUAUGACUGAUGGGGAUUAUGACUACCUUAUAAAGCUCCUUGCCCUGGGGGACUCCGGCGUGGGGAAGACCACAUUCCUCUACCGGUACACAGACAACAAGUUCAACCCCAAGUUCAUUACCACAGUUGGCAUUGACUUCAGGGAAAAGAGAGUGAUCUACACAGCGUCCAACCCCAAUGGGACGACCACUGGGAAAACCUUCAAGGUUCACCUUCAGCUGUGGGACACAGCUGGACAGGAGAGAUUCCGCAGCCUGACAACAGCGUUCUUCAGGGACGCUAUGGGGUUCCUGCUGAUGUUCGAUCUCACCAGCCAGCAGAGCUUCCUCAACGUCAGAAACUGGAUGAGCCAGCUGCAGGCCAAUGCGUACUGUGAGAACCCAGAUAUUGUUUUGGUUGGGAACAAGGCAGACCUGGCUGACCAGCGGGAGGUUCAAGAGAAGCAGGUGAAGGAGCUGGCCGAAAAAUAUGGGAUCCCGUACUUCGAGACCAGUGCAGCAACAGGGGCGGAGGUGGACAAGGCCGUGAUAACGCUGCUGGAUCUGGUCAUGAAGAGGAUGGAGCAGUGUGUCGACAAGCCCCCCGCGGAUUCAGCUAACGGGAACGGGGCUACAAAACUUACUGAUGAACAGCCCAGCGAGAAGAAAUGUGCAUGUUAAAUAAGAAGGAGAUUCAAAACAACCAGUCCACUCUCCUCCAAUGUCCUUCUUGUAACAUUCUUUCUCUUACUUUUACUUCUCUGUCAGUUUUGAUAGCAUGUUUUUUUCACCUCUACUUUAGUCAUAAAAAAGAAUUAUUAUUUUCCUCCUCCCUAUAUUCUCCCGAAACCUCUGCCGCUCAAUGAAACGACGAUAUCGCCCUCUAGCGGAUAUUCUAGGUACUGCAGCCACAGUCUGUUGGCCUUGAGAAAGAAUUUUAAAACAGGAGGCUAAAGUUUCAUCACUGUUAGAAACAUUAUGUGCCUCGUUGAAGACAUGCAGCCUUUAAAAUGAAACGCUUGCCUUUUUCUCUGUUGACAAGUGACCAAUUUGAAUGAUUUAAAAGGACACAAACACUCAAAAAGAAAAAUCUAAAGCUUCAAACUCUUAACUAUUCAUCUGUUCACUCAUUUCUAAACUGGACCAGGAUUAGCUACCUGAGGAAAGAUGUUUGACACGCCGAGUUUUGUUUAGAGGUUUGCCUAACAUGUGCAAAAUUGUGUUUUGUAUGACUGGCUUUGGAGUCAUGUUGGAGGUCUUUGAUACGGUGACCGAGACCCGCCAUUGCUGCAAAUAAAAGUAACGCUGCAAACAGAAACAAACACCGCUGCAAAUAAAAUGAACGCUGCAAACAAAUAGAAACGCCGCUGCAAAUAAAAGAAACGCUGAAAAUAUAAAGAAACCCCGCUGCAAAUAAAAUAAAAAACCACGUAAAUAAAAAAGCCACAACGGAAGUGAAUUACCGGGGACUGUUUUUGCCGAUGCACCGGUGGUUUUAUGUGAGAGGACACCGGUUUUGUUGUUUUUGUUGUUUUUAUCAUUAAUAAUAAUGCCAAGAAUAAUCUAAACCGUGGGUAACAAUAGGUAUUUGGAUGAAUGUGAAGUUGAAGCUGUGUGUGGUGGUCAGGGACUUCUCCUCUCACGUAAAAAACACCGGUGCAUCAGCAAAAAUAGUCCCCGGUAAUUGACUUCCGUUGUGGCUUUUUUAUUUGCGUCGUUUCUUUUAAUUUGCAGCGGUGUUUCUUUAUAUUUGCAGCGUUUCUUUUAUUUCCAGCAGCGUUUAUUUUAUUUGCAGCGCCGUUUCUUUUUAUUUGCAGCGUUUAUUUAAUUUGCAGCGGCGUUUGUUUCUGUUUGCAGCGUUACUUUUAUUUUCAGCAAUGGCGGGUCUCGGCCACCGUACUUUGAGGCCAAGUAGCCGCAACCGUUUCUAGACAUAAUACCCAUCUGUGCUCUCUGUCUCCGAGUCAGACUGAAGUAUUUUGUUUCGAUAAAUGAAUGUUUGUUGGCUUGUUUAGCUAAUUUAAGGACAUGUAAUGACAGCAGUAGGUUGCACAGAUAAUACAAGGCUGAACGUUCAAAUUCCUACCUAUUAAUCCAAAACACUGGGUGACAAACAAUCAUUUAUGGAGUAUGCUGUUCUAUAAUAGAAAGAGACCCCUGUUACUUCUAGUUAUCAACACUUUCUAACCGUAAUGUCCGAGCCGUGCACUUAUCAGAAAACAAUGCACAUGCACAGAUCUUUGUCCACAGAGAAAAAAUCUCCGCUUUUGCUUGUUGACUCUUAUUUGAUGCGGAGAUAAUGUUUUUUAACGCUCAUUAUCUAAUGUAGCAUCAGUGCUCAUCGGUUGUUUUGUGACAGCUUACAGUAUCCCAGUGAUUAUUUAAAUGAAAUAAAUGUUUUCAGUUGAGGAGAUGAGCUGUCUUUUUUAUUUUUUUAAUGUUCACGGUUGUUGACCUGUUGAUUUGUGCAUCUUCUUUAUUCCACAUCAGAAGUGUCUUAAAAAAAAACCAAGGUAACACAACCUGGCCUGCUGCACGUCUUUCCUUUUUUCCCCCUGUUUGUAAAGAAUGACCAUGUAUUUGAUGACACAUCACGUUGUUUGGCAACAGUGUGACACAUGUGCUUUAAAAAUCAAUGGAUAGAUAUGUAGAUUUUGUAUGUGAUGAAGAGCUUAUCAGAAUAGAUGUAGUAUCCAAAAACGGAUCUCCUGCCUUGACUUUGAAAACCUUCCUCCACUGUGGUGGAGCGCACCUGCAAACUCCCAGAGCGUAGUGUGUUCUGGUUAAUAGCUUAGAAACACCUUUCCUUUCUUCCAUAGUUUAAAAGAAAAAAAUAUAUGGAUUUGAAAAAGUUUAUGAUCCUUAGUCAUUUAAUUAAAUCAAAAGUUUUUUUUUUUUUAAAUCAUGAAAAUAAUGAACCCAGAACUUUCCAAAACAGAUUAUCUCUAUCAAAUACGGCUUUAAGGGUAAAGCACAUGUACAUGACUAAUGUUGUUAUAAAACAUACUGACAAAUUAUUUAUACUAAAUGAAAUGUCUUCUUUUUUUUAAAACUUGUCAUAUUUAUGUUUCAAUGUUUCAUUCCUAUGAUAUUAUUCUCUCAUUUCACUUUCUUUGUUUUAUUUUUAACAUCUGUCAAAAAGAAUUGUGAUAUAAUCAUCAUUAUUAUGAAUUAUAAAGUUGUCUUAUAACAAAAUCUCUUUGGUUUGAAAUAGACUACUAGUUAAACAAGCUUCUUGUAUUGUGGGUCACAAAACUAGACGCAGUUUAAAUUUUAUUGUAUCAGAAACCAAAACCUCCACAUAACAUAUUCAGGACCCUGCUCCAGCCCUCCGGACUUACACUGUCCCCACUGAAGUCUCACUAAGACUUCCACUCCUCUGUUCAGGGGUUGUGUGCCAUUUUUCUGGACUGAACCUUUUCAUAUGUAUCCGAUUAAACAUCUGUGAACUUCCUUCUUCAGAGCUUCCUAUGUAUGUCCUGUGAGUUUUAAACCCGGAUGGCAAAUAAAUGUGUAUUUAGAGCCGCCCCCGAUCACUUUAGGAAUAUUAACGUGUGGAUAAUUAAACAGGACUUUGGUUAUCUUUAUUGUUACAAUUUGAAUUUAAAAUAUUGGAUAAAAUGGUUCAUCUAAAAGUGGAAAACAACUUGAUUUACCUGUUAAGCAGUACUCGAGAUGAGGGGGGAUGA
This is a messenger RNA of Cololabis saira (Pacific saury), 3782 nucleotides long. It is a transcript of the gene rab27b, whose product is annotated as RAB27B, member RAS oncogene family. Gene Ontology annotation, cellular component: melanosome; secretory granule. The coding region runs from base 118 to 774 and encodes 218 amino acids. The record is from RefSeq and is a predicted model, not a curated record. Gene Ontology annotation, molecular function: GTPase activity; GTP binding. NCBI's taxonomy places the organism in Eukaryota, Metazoa, Chordata, Actinopteri, Beloniformes, Belonidae. Gene Ontology annotation, biological process: melanosome transport; positive regulation of exocytosis. The transcript has 6 exons.